This is a messenger RNA of Dicentrarchus labrax (European seabass), 5786 nucleotides long. It is a transcript of the gene prr14, whose product is annotated as proline rich 14. The record is from RefSeq and is a predicted model, not a curated record. The transcript has 12 exons. NCBI's taxonomy places the organism in Eukaryota, Metazoa, Chordata, Actinopteri, Moronidae. Bases 574 to 4569 code for a protein of 1331 amino acids.
AUAAAUUUCAUGUAAACAAAUAAAAUACAAAUAUAAAUAGUUAGUGUAUCGAUGAGACAAAUCGUUACAUUUCCCCUGCUGUAAUCGAUUAAUAAUAAUGACGUAGGCCUCCUAACAUACGAGGUCACUCGGGGACAUUUCUCUUCGCUCUCCUAUUGGCUGCCCCCACCGAACCUACGACACCACAAACUCUCCCCCCUGAUUGGUCAGAUUUCAACUCGCGGAAAAUGAACUCGCGCUGUGAUUGGUCCAUCCGACUGUCUGGUUGUGGGAGUCGUAUGAACGGAUACAUCUACGAGUCCCCGUAGGGCGCCGUCCGGCAUGUCUUGUUUACGGUGAGGUCGGAAUACCGCCCCGUUGUCCAGCUAAUCGUUUCUGAAAGCCGUUGAACGUUGGUGGGGAUAUGACAGCUCCCGGCUACGGCUAUUGCCUGGUACAGAAACUAUGUUACACACUGUGUGAAUAUCGGCGCCAGCCAGAAACCACGCAGUGUUAACACUAAAGCGGAAUAAACCCUCAUCCCAGGGAUCAGAAAAAGAAGGACAGACAAGGAGAGAAAGAGAGAGCAAGGGGAUGUUGACUUAUCCCUCUGACCCACUCCCUCAGAUAGUUUGUCCAAUGGAUGAAGAUGCUAUUCCCCCAAACCGUUUCUAUAGUGUACCUCCCCACAGUGAACCUCCACCACCUCUCCUUCCCCUUUACUCCAUCACUCCCAGCUGUGUGAAUGAUGGAAUAUCUGCACACAGAAGGAGUGGUCGCAUUCAAGGCAUCCGAGGACAAACGCCUAAAAAGCAAAGCAAUACAGACAUCGGAGCGGUUCAGAAACCAUCCAGACAGAAUCCGUCCCCUUCAAAGACUAAAAGGGCGAGUGGGAGCAUGGUACAAGUGUCAGAGUCGAAGCAGCCAAGAGUUGAAAGCACACACGAGACACAAAAUGAGGAUGGAUUUGAGUUUAGUUUUGCGGCAGAGCGCCAAAAUAGGCAAACGGACCAGAAAAGCCCACCGAAAAGACCGAGCGUCUAUGCUGCUGAAAAUGUAGCUGAACAGUUUUCUGACAAAACCGCAGAGAAUCUCGACACCAUGAAAUCUGACAUGGAUACAUGCGGGGGAUUGGCUGUUGGGCACACUGUUGAGAGUGCAUCUGCCCCGAAGGGAUGGGUGAUCGGCCCCUUGUUUCAGUCGCUCAAGUCGAAGAUGGCCAGCUUCACAGAGAUUGUCAUGAGUCCUGUUAAACUCUUCAGAGCUAAUAGUCCUCCACCUUCCAUGGAGCAACCGUACAAACUCAAUGAGUGUGAGCUGCAGGCCGAUGGAACGUCUGAUGUUGAGAGCUCAGAACCAAACGAUAGGUUUAAUUCAGAGGAACAAAUUGAGAAUGGGAAUCGGAACGCUGAAGCUAAUCAACAGAGCCUCAGUGAAUUAGAGGAUGUACAAAAUUCAAAAACUGUUUCUAUUAAGUAUUCUAAAAAAUUAUCGUUUGACGGGGAGUUGUCACCACACGGCUCCGAGCAGGCAGAUGAAUGUGCAAUAACUCAGAAAGAAACAAACAUACCUGAUUCGGUGCCUUUUCAAUACAGCCCCUUACCCUGCAUUGUUUCCGAGAAGGUUUCAGAAUCUGGGGAAUCCAUUUUUAGGUCCUCUAUACUGUUACAGCCCUCUGUCAAUGCAAGUGCCUCACAUGAAUCCACGUUAAAGAUAUCCAGGGCUGUCGAGAAGCAGAAAGGCAAACUGGCUGCCCGGCUGAAACCACUACCUAGGAGGUGUACAGGGAAUAGAAAGAAAGUUACCUCUGUGACUUUAACAUCUGAGGUCAGAAAGGAAGACUCUGACCCAGUGGUCAUUGAUGAGCAGGUUUCUCGCAUGAAUUCAGUCCAAUCACACAAAGCUGACUCAGGUGAUACUGACAAAACACCGCCAUCUUCCUCAGUCUGUUCUGCGCAGCCUGACACCGACUGUCCACAGUGGGAUGGUGAUGACGACGGCAGAAAAAGAGAAAGUUGCGACUUGGUUUGCCAAAGCCUCCAGACUAAAUUAAAUGACAGUACUAAUGGACAGACACUGAAUCCUACUUUGGAUUCUCAGCAGCUGGAUCGUCAGCUAAACCCUGAAACUUAUUCAGCUGGGAGAGCAAAGAGGGAGCUCAAACUGGAUUGUCAUUUCCAAGACUUUGUGAAGAGGAAAAGACUGACGGCAGAUAAAUGUACAAAGGAUACAAAAAAACGAGAGUUCUUAAAUGUGGAUUCAGAUGGUGGCGUAUUGAGAGAACUUAGACCACUGAGAAAGGAAGUUGUGUUGACAAAUAGCAUUGUAGACGAGGAAGAAACACUGAGACCAGCUAGAAAAAGACCUGCUGUUUCAACAAGAGCAAAUAAGAAAGGAGCAGGUGGACAAGAAAUGCUUGCUAUGAUAAAUGAAGCAGUGAUGAGCACACAGACUGAAAGUUCCUCUGAUGCGAUGUUGGUUUGCUCACUGGAGAAUAGCAGUGUUGUGUCAGAGAACUACCGAAAGAGCAGCAGCAGCAGCAAGGUGAAGCCCAGUGGUUCAUGCAAAAGACUGAAGACGAGAACAGGUCUCGCUAAACCUGAUGUAAUCAUCGAUAACAGUAUGGACCUGGAAACCACCAUUGCAAUCACCUCUACGAAACAAGCCGAGCAGGAACCGUUAUCAGAAGUCCCCGUCCACUCUGACAUAAACCAGCUCCAGAGCACAAGAAAGUGCAGGACUACAAACAAGAAACCACUAAAACGGAAAUCGUCAAACCAAGUGAGUGCAGCUACAGAAUCAGACAGCACUGUGGUUUCUACCUCAUCAGCAUUAUCAGUGGAGCCAUUAGAAGUCGCACCCACAGAUUGUCAUACCUCUCCGAAUGAUCAGAAAGAGGAGGGCGGGAAAACGGAGCUGAACCAAACGUCCAAGAGACCCAAGAAGGGUUGUAGAGGUGCUGUUAAAUCAUCUGCGUCAGGUGGAAGUCAAGAGACAAAGCAGUGUGCCCAUAACCUUCAUUUAAUAACCAAAGAAAAGCAAUCUCAAGAAGGCAAACUCUCAAUGGACCCUGUAUAUUUUGAAAUGACACCUUUUGAAAGUAAUCACCAACCCGGUCCUUCAACCUCCCAACCUCAUUCAGACUGUUCUGUACAAUUAAAUAAUGUAGUCGAGGAUGUGGAUGAAAAGGCUACCGUUCCCGUGGCAGAUGAGGUAUUUGCCCCUGACGCUGACGCCAGUAACCACAGCAGCAUCGGCGUCUCCAGGCUGAGGUCUAGUGCAAGAAGGGUUAAGCCAAGGAGAACGGAUAACCAAAGGAGAAAAUGCAGGGUUUUGCAUAGGAUGACACGUAAAGGUGAAGAGAUGACAAACUCCGUCACCAUGGACGAUGCGGACCUGGCUACGGCAGCUACGCGCUCAUCAGGAAAGGGCUUGUCGUUGCGGCUGUUACGCAGCUACUCUUGCCCAGAGAUCCCCUCCCUCCGUGCCCUUGACACGCCCUGGACUCCCCUGCACUCACCUCAUCCCAGCAGGAGUCACACACCACACCAGCAUCAGUCGUCCCACACUCCUUUUGUCCAUCAUACCCACAAAUCCUUGCGGCGGGCUCGUCGACACACAGUCUGCAGUGUCGAAGUGGAGCGGGAGAUUGCCCCUCUCUGUCUCCGUAAGGAGGUGUACCCGUCCAGAAGAUCCCUCCCGUAUGACGGCGUUACCCAGAACAUGUCUCCCAGCACUUCCCUCUCAGCUCUUGCUUCCUGCUUCCUUUCAAGUCCCCUGGCUUUCCUCUCGAAGAAAGUUGACAGCAGAGGAGGAGCUGCUGCCAGCCCCGGCACCUCCAGUUAUGUUUCCUCUCCCACCUCCUCUUCUUCUACAUACCCAUUGAGCCCCUCCACAUGGCGCCUUUCAGGAUUCCUCCAAAGAGCUGACUCCUCCAGCGCUACCUUGGACUCUAGUAGCAGUGGGAUUCCCUUGGAGUGUGAGAGAAGACAGCAGAGUGAAGAGGAGGAUGACGGCGAGGACACAAGCUCAUCAAGUCAGGAGUUUGAAGAUGUAGGAAUGAGAGAAGAAAAGGCUUUGUCUGAUUCUGAAAUCAAGGUGGUGCAAAAGCACGAGGAACGAGGGAAAGUGUCGUCUAUAAGGAUUCGGAAAACAUUACCCAAACCUCAGAACAAUCUGACGCCCAUGGGCCUGCCCAAACCCGUCAGGCUGAAAAAGAAGGAGUUUAGUUUGGAAGAAAUUUACACCAAUAAGAAUUUCAGCAAACCCCCUGAAAGCCGGCUGGAGACCAUAUUCGAGGUGCCUCUCAAUCGGCGGAAUGGUUCUGAGUCCUGGUUUGGCCAGAGGCGCGUCAAACGAUUUUUGGAGUUCCUCGAGGUCGGCGAGGCCAGAAAACCAAAGAAGCCACUUGUUGGUGUCGGAAAGGCGGGUAUUUCAUCUUCCAGGACAAGACGAGGGGGCUUCCCUAAAGACGAACCGUCCCUCAGCGUGCAGGACUUGGACUCGAUUCUGUGUGCCAAGCUGGACCAGCUCAACUUGUGGUUGAUACACGAUCAGAAAGACAGUUGUCAGGUGCCUCUUACAUGUUGAUUGUUUGGCAGCCAUUAAAAAAAAUAAUAAUAAUAACACUGCACGAGAUAAUGCUGUUUAUAUGACUAUUUCUAAUGUGUUUUCAACAUGAAGAUUCACAUAUGAGUCUUCCAGCUCUUUUUGUUUUUUUUGUCAGCACAAUCAGUGUAAAAAUUAAUUGUGGUGACAAGUUGUUAUUGAAGAAUUACAUUUUCAUUCUGUAGCACUUGCAAGUUGAAGAACAACCGAUCAUAGCACCAUAAAUGUAUUGCCUCAUAGACGUUGGUUAUAGUGGUUAAACGCAUUAUACAGUAAGUCGCUUUUUUGCUGCCCAUUACUGCACUCAAACUUCUGCCGUCCAUUAUUCCCCCCCAGUUACUUUCCAUCUGUGAAACGGUCUCAAAAACACAAGUUGACGUCCUUGAUUGAAGCUCUUGUACAGCAUCAAAGCAUUUUCUGGUAUAUCCUCAGUUUCUUUUAAACCUCAGACUUACCCAGAGUGUUAUAAAUCUGCACAACUCCCCUGGGUGCUGUUUAUUUGCAACUGUUCAAAAAUGAUAAUGCAGAAUACUUCAGAUUUAUUUUGUACUGUCUCGUCUGAAAGAAAGCAUUUAAUUUCUUCUUUUUUUUUUUUUAUAUACAUACAUAAGUGGUAGUGAUCUUGCAGCGUCAUUCUAAGUUAUUUUAUAAAGGCAGCUACUGUUCAUUAAAUGCUGAAUAUAACUUGUAAACAUGCCAGCAAGAGAUUUGUAUUCGCUGCGACCGAUUUCACAACCAAGUUUCUGUCCACAAAUUUUAUGUACAGUCAAAACGUGGCUCAGCUCAGGGCAGACCCUGUUCGAUUAUUCAUUUAUUUGUGUUUGUAAAGUUAUGGCUUUUUUUUGGGGGGGGUUUGUAUAAAAAUAUAAUUUAGAAACAAUACGGCACUCCAGAGAGCAUUUCAAAUUCAGAGUGGAAGUGUCCAGAUUCCACUGCUAGUUGGCUUUUUGAUGCCUGUGGUUCUCUCUGGAUUAUUCUUCUGGACUUCUUGAUAAAACUGUAUUAUAUUUUUGGGGGGGUUGCCAAUUUUUUUAUGAGGUUGCCUUAAGUGUAAAAUGUCAUGUGAAGGUAGAUGUUUUGUAGGUGUAUUUGUAAUGGUCGCUGUUUUUAUGUCAAGAUGCUUCAAGCAGCUCAGAGCACACAAAGUUUCUGUCGUUUUAUUAUGAAAUAAUAAAAUAAUAAAAAUGUAUUAUUAUUUA